AUGGCAAGUGCUAUACUCGAACUUGAUAAUGAUAACAAUACGAGAAAAUUAGGUAAACGAAUUUUUAUACCGGCUAUUGGUUCUUUAGGAGAUGUCAAACCAUAUUUAAUUCUUGCCAAAGAACUUAAAAAACAAGGUCAUAUUGUAUGGCUUGGUGUACACAAACGUUUUGAAGAGCAAAUAAAAGAAGAUGGUAUUGAUACAGUUGAAAUUGGUGGUGACAUGGAAAUAAUUUUAUCUACAACGCCUGAUGGUAUUGAACUUCAACGAAAUCCAAGUGUUUUUAAAAUGGGUUUAGUUAAACGUGUCUUUUUACCGUUAAUGGAAGAAUGGUUUAAUGGCAUUGUAUCUGGUUUAAAAGAUGCUGAUUUAAUUGUUUUAUCAGUAACAUCUGUUAUAGCUGGAUUAAGUUGUAUUGAAAAAUAUCCAAACACGAAAGCUAUUGGAAUAUAUACAUAUCCUUGUACACGUACAAAUCAAUUUGCUCCACCUGCUUUAGGUGGACAAAGUGAAAGUUUAUUUAAUUGGAUUAACUCAUUUAAAUGGAAAAUGUUUGAAUUCGGUGCAUCAACUAUGUAUAAUGAUAAAAUAAAUCAACUUCGUACUAAUAUUAAUUUACCACCAAUUAAAUUAAAUUAUGAUGCAAUGAUAAAAUCCAUUUUUGAAAGACCAAUGUUAACUGCAACGAUUUAUUCAAAAUAUUUACUUCCACGACCAAAUGAUUGGUCUGAAAAUGAAUUUAUGGUUGGUCCAAUUAUUGAAGAAGAAAAUGAUGAUUUUCAACCAUCAAAUGAUCUAUGUGAUUUUUUAAAUAAAUGGAAAAAUGAAAAGAUAAUUUAUGUUGGUAUUGGAUCGAUGAUGAGUAUUAUGUUCAGUAUAGAUAAACAAUCACAAUUUUUAACAAAUAUUCAAAUGGCUAUUCGAAAUACUAAUUCUAAAGCAAUUAUAUCAUUAGUUGGUUUUCAAAAUAUUGAUGAAAAUAAAUUAUUUGAUAAUGAAAACAUAUUCUAUUUAAAACAAAAUAUUUCACAUGCAUGGUUAUUUCCAAAAAUGUCUUUAGCUAUUCAUCAUGGAGGUGCUGGUACUACUCAUACAAGUUUACGAUAUGGAUUACCAACAUUAAUAUUACCUUUUGGAGCUGAUCAACCAUUUAAUGGUGAUAGAGUAUUUAUUAAUAAAUUAGGACCAAAACCUAUUCCCAUACGUCAAAUGAAUGUUAAAAACUUAGGCAAUGCUAUUCAGGACAUUGUCAAUAAUUAUACAAUCUAUAGAAAUAAUACUGAAAAAAUUAGUCAAUUAAUUAAAGAUGAGAAUGGACUUGUUCAUUGUAUUCAACUUAUUGAGAAAGAGUUAGCAGCAUGA
This is a messenger RNA of Rotaria sp. Silwood2, 1362 nucleotides long. The record is from the annotation of a GenBank genome assembly. NCBI's taxonomy places the organism in Eukaryota, Metazoa, Rotifera, Eurotatoria, Philodinida, Philodinidae.